Molecule: messenger RNA, 537 nt
Organism: Miscanthus lutarioriparius
Lineage: Eukaryota; Viridiplantae; Streptophyta; Magnoliopsida; Poales; Poaceae
Source: the annotation of a GenBank genome assembly
AUGGAGGUCCUAGUCCGCCUUGUUUCAGAAUGCUUGCGAAAUAAGAGGUACUUUGUCAUUAUCGACAAUAUAUGGGAAGCAUCAGAUUGGGAAGAAAUCAAGGGCACAUUUCCUAACAAUGAUCUUGAUAGCCGAAUAUUGAUUACAACACGCUGUACAAGUAUAGCAUGGGCAUGUUGCUCCGAUUCUUAUGAUAGCCUUGUGCAUGAGAUGAAACCUCUAAGUGAAGUGGAUUCGGAAAGGCUGCUUCUAGCAAAAGCCGUUGGUUCUGCAGAUGGUUGCCUGCCAAAUAAUAUGAAGCUGCUUUGUGAUGAAAUAUUGAGGAAAUGUGAUGGUAUACCGUUGUUUAUAAUUGGUAUGGCAGACUGGCUGAAGGAACAACGACUGCAGAAGCUCCACCAACGAAAGGAUGAGGACGACGAGCAUCAAGGAUUUGCAAUGCAUUACGAGGAACAAGUCCCCCGGCUACCAGCAUGGUUAGAACAAGCAAUGUCAUCUGCUUUUAAUAAUGACGUCCCUAACGAUGACAUGAGCUAA